CACUUGACACAGAUGAUGUCGACGUAAUAUCUAUUCAUCCCUUUUCUACCAAACUGUCUAUUCAUCACCAGUUGAAUAAAUCAGUCAUAUACCCACCAGUACCAUAUAGUAUUGACACUACUUGGCAUAUACUCCGUACAACACAACCCCAACCCUACCCACCACCCAACCUGCGCUCUUCACAAAAACAUCACGGCAUCAUCCUCGCAGAUCAAACAGACAACCAGACAACCAACAAUGCCACCGCUGCAUCUCUUCACAAACACAGCAUACACAGAGCCGACGCCGUCGGCGACGCAGAACCUGGUGAAGCUGUUUGGGCUGUCGAACAUCGCGGCCUCUGUUGCGCGGCAGCAUCCUGACGGGAGCAAGAAUAAGCUGCGGAAGAGUUAUAAGGGGUUUAUCUCUGAUUUGCCCGGCAAAAACGAAAUCCCGACAGAACACUACCUCCUCCGCCUCCUCUACGCCCCCCAAAACGACCUCCCCCCACCAAAACUCUCGUCCUCCCUCGACCCCUCGCUUCUCGACACCGUCUUCACCAUGGAAAAAACUCCCGACACCGGCAUCCCCGGCUUCGACCCCACCGUCCUCGGCAUCCUCAACGCGCCUCUCUCCCCGCCCGCCUCCGCCGGCGCCGGUGGUGCUGCUGGGGGUUCUGGAUACGGCAAACGUGAUCGCAUGUCGGCUGGGGCCGAGAGUUCGGCGGGUGAGGAGAGGAGUAGGAAGAGGUCGAAGAGGAAGAGCGGGGCUGUCACGGGUGGUGAGGGAAGUGAUGUCGGACUCUCGACCGAUGGAGGCAGCAAGCGGAAGAAAAAGAGACGGACAAAUGCCUAGUCUUUCUAUUUUAUAUACUAGUUAUCAUUAUCUGGAGUUUGGUUGUUACUGCAUC
Molecule: messenger RNA, 889 nt
Organism: Myxozyma melibiosi
Lineage: Eukaryota; Fungi; Ascomycota; Lipomycetes; Lipomycetales; Lipomycetaceae
Product: mediator of RNA polymerase II transcription subunit 19
Exons: 2
Coding region: 238-834 (198 amino acids)
Biological process (GO): regulation of transcription by RNA polymerase II
Cellular component (GO): mediator complex; core mediator complex
Molecular function (GO): transcription coregulator activity
Source: RefSeq, a predicted model, not a curated record